UUGUGUUCAAAUUAUUUGUCUUCGAUGGCAGCUUAUUUCGUUGGCUAAUUGAUUGCGGAUGUAUGGCUAUAUAUCAUUCAAUUGGCUCUCCCCACUUUAACCUGGACCUCUCUAACCUGUAUUAGGAGCUCCCUACAUUGCAUUGCUCUUGCAUUCAUUACUGUUUCUGUUACUAUAUAGAGGUUUAACCCUCAUUUUCUUCGCUUACUAUCAAACUGAAAAAUGAUCCUGGGGUACUUUGGCGCAUGCUUCAUAGCCUUGGUUACCAUAGCCAUCUUCCAUUUCAUCCGUAAAUGGAGGAAUCCAACAUGCAUCAAUGGAAGGCUCCCUCCUGGUUCCAUGGGCUUGCCCCUAAUUGGAGAGACAAUUCAGUUUCUCAUCCCUAGCAAGUCCAUGGACGUUCCAUCUUUCAUCAGUAAGAGGAUAAAAAAAUAUGGACCAGUGUUUCGGACUAGCUUGGUGGGUCGACCAGUUGUGGUGUCGUCUGACCCUGAUUUCAACCAUUACAUCCUUCAACAAGAGGGGAGGUUGGUGGAAUUUUGGUACAUGGACUCCUUUGCUAAGCUAUGUGGACAAAUGGAUGAUGGUUUGCCUGUUACUGCGUUCGGGUUAAUCCACAAAUACAUAAGGAACCUUAUUUUGAAUCACUUCGGACCAGAAGUCCUCAAAGAAAAGUUGCUUCCUGAGUUGGAAGAAUUGUGGGUACGGGCCCUUCAAAAUUGGAAGGCAUGUGACUGCGUGGAAGUUAAACAAUCAACUUCAGCGAUGAUGUUUGAUCUGACUGCAAAAGCUCUAUUUGGCUAUGAACCUGAUAAAUCUGGUGAAGACAUGGGCAAAAACCUAACUAACUUUUUGGAGGGAGUAAUGUCUGUUCCUUUGAACGUUCCUGGCACUGCCUUCCACAGAUGCAUGCAGGGACAAAAGAAACUGCUAAAACUGGUAAACAACGUGAUUCAAGAAAGAAGAGCGCACCCGGAAAAACGUAGAGGAGACUUCCUUGAUCAGAUAUUAGAUGACAUGAAGCACCAGACAUUCUUAACUAAUAACAGUGUUCCGAUCAUAACAUUUGGACUUCUACUUGGUACCGUCGAGACAGUGUCUUCCACUAUAACUUUAACCAUUAAGUUGCUCAUCGAACACCCUCUUGUUGUUGAGGAACUGAUGAGGGAACAUGAGGAAAUUCUAAAUAGAAGAGAAAACCGAGAAGCUAGGAUCACAUGGGAUGAAUAUAAAUCCAUGACCUUUACCAUGCAAGUUAUUCAAGAGUCACUGAGGCUGGGCAAUAUUGCACCAGGAAUUCUAAGAAGAGCAAUCGGGGAUAUAGAAGUAAAUGGUUAUACAAUUCCAAAAGGGUGGACAAUUUUUUCUGUUCCUGUGGCUAUUCAUUUGAACCCAGAGACAUACAAAGAUCCCCUUUCCUUCAACCCAUGGCGUUGGAAGGAUUUGGGAUUUAGCGCGACGCAAAAAAAUUUCACACCCUUCGGUGGAGGAUCAAGGCAAUGUGCUGGAGCUGAAUUUAGCAAACUCUUAUUGGCUCUGUGUAUCCAUGAACUGGUCACCAAGUACAGGUGGACUAAAGUCAAGGGAGGAGAAAUCGUUCGGUCUCCUGCUUUAACUUUUGGCAAUGGUUACUACAUUAAGGUCACAGAUAAGUUCUAAUGGCAACAAUAGGGAGAUAUACAGAUUGCUACUGCAAUGGAGAAGAUAUUGUUGUUCGGCUUCCGUGAUUCUAUAUGUGUGUGUAGUUUUCUAGCUACUUGACAACUUGGUAUGAAUAAUUGGAACCUUUGUAGCUACUUGACAACUUGGUAUAAAUAAUUGGAACCUUAGAUGUAUACAGGAGGGUGCUUAACUUCUGCAUCUAAAUGUGGUAUGGUAUUUGGCUGAAAUGCAUUUGAUUGUUUAUUU
Rhododendron vialii is the source of this 1908-nucleotide messenger RNA. RefSeq names its product beta-amyrin 16-alpha-hydroxylase CYP87D16-like. Gene Ontology annotation, biological process: sterol metabolic process. The record is from RefSeq and is a predicted model, not a curated record. The transcript has 9 exons. Bases 223 to 1659 code for a protein of 478 amino acids. NCBI's taxonomy places the organism in Eukaryota, Viridiplantae, Streptophyta, Magnoliopsida, Ericales, Ericaceae. Gene Ontology annotation, molecular function: iron ion binding; oxidoreductase activity, acting on paired donors, with incorporation or reduction of molecular oxygen; monooxygenase activity.